UUAUACCUUCAUUUUUUGAUCUAUAAUAAUAGUCAAGACCAAGGUACUCACAAUUUCAGAAGAUUCUGAUACCAGAGAUUAAAAGGGGAAAAAAUAGGGAAUGAAGGAAAGACAGGAGUAUGGAGAAAAAAAAGGAGAUGAGGGGAAGAAUUCCAAACUAAUGGGAUUUCUCUUCUCCUUAUACCCUCCACAAAAGCUAAAAAAAAAUGAAAAGGCCCAGCAUGGCAAUAAUCCAUUUUGUACUUCAUCUUGGUUUUCAAGGGAUGGCUGCGCUCAGGAGAAAGCUAACUGUAGUCGGAGAUGACCGCAGUGGUAAGACAUGCCUCCUCUUUGCUCUGCGUCAUGAACAGCUUCCUGAGUCCUACGAGCCAACUAUCUUUGAUGCUUACAGCACUGACACGGAGGUGGACGGGAAGGACAUGAAACUAAUUCUCUGCGAUGUGGCAGGGAAGAAUGAAUUCAGCUACCGAAAUCUCCGCUCAGUGUUCUACAGGGACACCGAUGUUAUUUUAAUGUGCUUUUCCGUGGACAGGCCUGACUCCCUGCAAAACAUCCUUGAUUUUUGGGUUCCAGAAAUCAAAAUGUUCUGCCCCACAGUACCUGUUAUUCUGGUGGCUACCAAGAUAGAACUAAGGGGUGAUGAAAGCAUUACAAAGAAACUAACUACUCCAGGCAACGAGUCAAUUAACACUACAGAAGGAAAAGCUUUAGCUGCCAGCAUUGGGGCAUAUGCUUACCUGGAGUGUUCUGCCAAGACAAAAGAAGGUGUUGAUACAGCCCUGGAGAUUAUUAGCCAAUGUGCCUUAAAUGAGAAAAGGAGGAGAAAGAGGCACUACAGGCGCUGCCGAAUUUUGUAAGAGGAGCGAACGUUGUUUUGUUGUUGUAUUUCAUGAUGCAGAAAGCACUUGCAGGCGGAAGACAUGAAGUAAAGGGAAUGCCAACAACCACGCUCGCAGCUUUGCAAGUCGCGAACAAUCUGGAAAGAGACUGAGACAUGCUGUCAACCUAAGGAGAAAAUCUCAAAGAGGCACAGAGAUGGACCAAAAUGGAAAGACUUUGGGUGCAUCUCCAUGCUCCUCCCCUCUCUAAAGCACUGAUUGCUGGCAGCCCAAGGAACUGAGUUAUGGACUGACAUGAAAGGCGCAAGUCUGGGAGCAGGCAAAUAAUGUGACUGCAGGAUUUGAAGGCACAUGCUGUAACACAGUAAGUGGGCAGAAAAAUGUUUUAAGGUGAACUCCUUCUGACCCUGAAGUAAAGAUACAGGGCUAAUUGAGCAUAACUGUCAUGAACUAGGAGAAUAUGGAAGUCUAUCACUUUCUUUUGCUGACUUCCUCGGUGGUGGUUUCAUCACUCUGGCAGCUUGGUUACAGUUUCCCUGGGGAAAACAAAACAAGACUAAACACAAAUUUCUAAACUGAUUAUGCCACCUGGAGCUGUACACUUAGCAAACUAGCUUUUCCAGGUGAGAGACCUAAUAAAACACACACUUAAGAUUUUUUUCUUACCCAUUCUUCCCACCAGUAUUUGUCUAUUGAUGGUAUCACUGGUAGAAAUACUGGGGUUGGCCAAGUAUUCAUUAUUGCAUUGUUCAUUAUUGCUGCUUUCCCUCUACAUCACUUUUUAGUAGCAAUUUUGAGGUCCACAGUCACACUAUGGCAUAAUAACAAAUGCUUCGAGGCUGACACUUUACAUUUCCAACAGUACCUUUCUUCCAAGAAUCUCUGAGGACUUUUCAACAUGAAUUACCAAUCCAUCUCUUGGUGAUAAGUAGGUGUUAUUUCCAUUUUCAAAACUGAGAAACUUAAACUGCUGCCUAAAGUAACUGUGAACCAUCUACUUCUUGCUGCUUUCCUUUUCUUAACUUGUUUUCCGUGACCUUUUCCUUUUCCCUCCCGGACCAUUCUUAACUUAAAUUUCCUCUCCUCUCAGUCCAUAAUAAUCCCCUCGACGCAAUCUGAUAUUGUACCCAAACUUUAAAACUCUUCUCCCCGUGGAACUUGGAUGUGAAUGUGUGCUGCGCGUAAGUGCUCUCCUCGUUCAGGUAAUAACAUACAUUAGUGCAUUUCAAAGAGCUGUAUUUAUGUAGAUAGGUUUGAAUUGUUAUUUCCAUUUUAUAUGUGUAUGUGUGGGUGGGGAGGGUUAGACUGCAGAUAAGUUCAAGAACACAGGUGUCUCAGGUGCCUCUGAUGUGGGGUGUUGGAUCGGAGGGAGGCAGUUUUGCAAAGAUGCUAAGCACCUAAUGCUCCCACUGCUUGGGAAGUUUAGACCACUUUGGCGAAUCUGAGCUUACACUGCCCCUUGCUUAGUAGGACGCUGCUCAGCGUAUCGACUGGUGUCUGUCUUCAGCCUAGAUAAACAAGUAUUUUCCUCCAGAAGGGUGCUUUGUUCCAGAUAAGGGUAAAUGGUUUCAUUCCCAGAAUUCACUAUACGUACGUCUGAAACAAACUGUUGUUACACUCAUCUUGGUUUCUAUUUCUUGACG
Molecule: messenger RNA, 2482 nt
Organism: Chroicocephalus ridibundus (black-headed gull)
Lineage: Eukaryota; Metazoa; Chordata; Aves; Charadriiformes; Laridae
Product: ras-like GTP-binding protein rhoA
Exons: 2
Coding region: 207-857 (216 amino acids)
Biological process (GO): small GTPase-mediated signal transduction
Cellular component (GO): cytosol
Molecular function (GO): GTPase activity; protein kinase binding; GTP binding
Source: RefSeq, a predicted model, not a curated record